AUUGCUCCGCCAUCUUGACAGAAACGUAAACACUCAGUUUGACUCGGUUUACUGCAAAGCUGAUUACAAAUCCGAUCCACGGCUAAACACACAAAAAAACGGUGGUUUCCUGCACCUUUGUCAGCACAUGCAUCUUGAAAAAAUGAUAACAGAGAGGCCGGAUACACAAAAUGCCCCAUAACUGGGUUUCAUGAGCAGCCAACCAGGGAUGGAAGACGUGGGUGGAGCUGCGAGUGCAGCCUGAGGCAGAGACAGACUGGAAAUGGACCAGGACUAUGAGAGACGCCUCCUCAGGCAGAUCAACCAUCAGAACCUGCCCGAUGGUCAUGUUUCUAAGUCUGGCUUUGCCGCAUGCAGUCCAGUCAGUGUCAAGUCAGGCGACAGAUUCAUACCCACUCGUGCAGGAAGCAACUGGAGCAUCAACUUCCAUUACGCUAAUGAAAACUGCUGGUCCCCUAACCAGAAUCAGCGCUCGAAGGACACCAGUGCAGACACUGGAAAGGACGCAGUGGCCUACGCUGCUCUGCUGCGGAACGAGCUCCUGGGAGCAGGCAUCGAGACCGUACCCGACCCUCACACAGACGACCGACGGCACGCCAUCCUCUCCCAGGACAUACACAGCCUCUUCAGGUACACAAUUCACACAAAGAGAGUGCCUUUUGACAGCGGCAAUGAAAUCUCACCCUAUUCCCUCUCGCCCCUCAGCAACAAAAGUCAUAAGCUGUUGCGGUCGCCAAGAAAGCCAGCACGAAAGAUCUCCAAAAUCCCCUUCAAGGUUCUGGAUGCACCGGAGCUGCAGGAUGACUUCUACCUUAACCUGGUAGACUGGUCAGCUGGAAACCUGCUCAGUGUCGGUCUUGGUGCUUGUGUGUACCUGUGGAGCGCCUGUACCAGUCAGGUGACAAGGUUGUGUGAUUUGUCUGUAGAUGGAGACUCUGUGACUUCAGUCUGCUGGAAUGAGAGAGGAAGUUUGGUCGCGGUAGGAACCCAUAAAGGCUUUGUGCAGAUAUGGGACGCAGCCGGAGGGAGGAAGUUAACCAGCUUGGAAGGUCACUCGGCUCGUGUCGGAGCGUUAGCGUGGAACGGCGAGCAGCUGUCCUCGGGCAGCAGGGACAGGGUGAUCCUGCAGAGGGAUGUCCGGGCGCCGCCUGCCGCCGAGAGGAGGCUGCAGGGUCACAGACAGGAAGUCUGCGGCCUCAAGUGGUCCCCUGACCACCAGCAUCUCGCCUCAGGAGGCAAUGACAACAAGCUGCUGGUGUGGAACAGCUCGAGCCUGGUGCCUGUGCAGCAAUACAGCGAGCAUUUAGCGGCGGUGAAGGCCAUCGCUUGGUCGCCCCAUCAGCACGGCCUGCUGGCGUCCGGAGGAGGCACGGCCGACCGCUGCCUGCGCUUCUGGAACACGCUCACGGGACAGGCGCUGCAGAGCACAGACACCGGCUCACAGGUCUGCAACCUGGCCUGGUCCAAACACGCCAACGAGCUGGUCAGCACACACGGCUACUCACAAAACCAGAUCCUGGUGUGGAAAUAUCCGUCACUCACACAGGUGGCCAAGCUGACCGGACACUCGUACCGUGUGCUCUACUUGGCUGUGUCUCCAGACGGCGAGGCUAUAGUGACGGGAGCAGGAGACGAGACACUCAGGUUCUGGAACGUCUUCAGCAAAACACGCUGCACUAAGGAAUCCAAGUCAGUGUUGAAUCUGUUCACCAGGAUACGGUAGUGUCUGAGGACAGAGGAGGACUUGUGACUUUUUUUCUCCGAGAAAACCCGACGUAUCUCCGUCCUCUCCACAGCGUCUUCGUUUCAAACCCGCACCCGAUGAGCGAGCCCGUUUGUUAUCGUCCUGACUUUCUUAUUACCGUAUCAUGUGAAAGUCCGAAAGGACGUGCUGUAAUGUAAGUAGAGAGAAACGGCUUAUCGACAUGCCUUCGGUCCAUUAUUUUGUACGUGCAAAUGCAAACUGGAUCUCGUUAUUCCACAGAUGACCGUAUGGAAAUAAACACACUACUGCAGGAUCUCUGUUAGUAGUUUAUGAAAA
Molecule: messenger RNA, 2041 nt
Organism: Neoarius graeffei (lesser salmon catfish)
Lineage: Eukaryota; Metazoa; Chordata; Actinopteri; Siluriformes; Ariidae
Gene: fzr1b
Product: fizzy/cell division cycle 20 related 1b
Exons: 15
Coding region: 263-1723 (486 amino acids)
Biological process (GO): positive regulation of ubiquitin protein ligase activity; anaphase-promoting complex-dependent catabolic process; positive regulation of anaphase-promoting complex-dependent catabolic process
Cellular component (GO): anaphase-promoting complex
Molecular function (GO): protein binding; anaphase-promoting complex binding; ubiquitin ligase activator activity
Source: RefSeq, a predicted model, not a curated record